Molecule: messenger RNA, 2293 nt
Organism: Benincasa hispida (wax gourd)
Lineage: Eukaryota; Viridiplantae; Streptophyta; Magnoliopsida; Cucurbitales; Cucurbitaceae
Source: RefSeq, a predicted model, not a curated record
CCCGACUCCCCAGUCAAGCCGCUCGUUUAGAUCUUCUCCGCCGCCCGAGCCCCGUCGCCGAUCUCCGCCAGUCACUGCCUUCGUUCGCCGCCGUUUGUCGGAUUUUGGCUUGUGGUGAAGUUUUGGGUAAGAUAUGAGUCUUUUAGAAUUUUCUUGAAGAUUUUGGUUAGGAUCUUCUUUCUGGCGUUGGGUCGUGUUAGGUUACUGCAUCGGUGACCGAGGAGGGCUAUAGGAAAAAUACACGGUCAGAAGUGAAGAUGUUGCUGAAGCAAAGAUACUUGGACCGCAGAAGGAUUACUUCCGCCCUUCUUGCUAACUACCCCCCUGCUUUAUCAGUGCCCGCUUGGAAUUCCAAAGGUUCCACUUUCUUCACUCGUACUUCUUUUCACCUCUUCUUCUCUCUCUCUCUCUCUCUCUAUAUAUAUAUAUAUAGAUAGAUAGUAUACUUCUUGCACUUCUCUAAUCUCAAUACACGAUUCCAUUUGUUUGCAUUUAUCUUGCUAAUCGGCAAUCACUCCUCAAUUUCAUGUGAGUUCGCUGCAUUUCUUUCCUGCCUCCGCCUCGCUCCCCUACUGUACCCUGGAAUUAUAACGAAAUUAAUGACUCAAAUUCUACUUUGGAUUAGAAGCAAGUUAGGAUUAUCAAACCCUUUUUCGUGUUCUUGAAGCCUGCAGACUCGUCCCCUUGAGUUCCAAAACUGUUAUUGAAACCCAUGCACGGAUUAUUAAAUUUGGAUAUGGAAGCUACCCAGCUCUCAUCACCUCUCUAGUAUCGACUUAUCAACGUGCCGGUUGCCUUAAUCGGGUCCAUCAACUUCUUGAUCUACUCUGCUCUAAGCAUCUUGAUUUAGUUGAAAUGAACUUGCUCAUUGAAAAUUUUACGAAAGUCGGGGAGUGCAAAUUUGCUAAUGAGGUAUUUUAUAAAAUGCCUUACCGUGAUGUGGUAACAUGGAACUCAAUCAUUGGAGGUUGUGUGAAGAAUGCACAUUAUGAUGAGGCGUUUAGAUUCUUUAGACAGAUGCUGAACUCAAAUAUUCAGCCGGACGGAUUUACAUUUGCUUCCGUAUUGAAUGCAUGUGCUCAGCUCGGAACGCCAAGUAACACGCAGUGGGUUCAUGCUCUGAUGACUCAGAAAAAAAUUGAGCUUAAUUCUAUAUUAAGUUGUGCACUCAUAGACGCGUACUCAAAGUGUGGUAGCAUCCAAAUUGCAAAGGAAAUGUUUAGUUGCGUCCCUCACAGUGACGUCUCAGUUUGGAAUGCGAUGAUCAAAGGGCUUGCUAUUCAUGGUCUUGCAACGGAUGCAUUAUCGUUAUUCUUGAUGAUGGAGCGUGAGAAUGUUCUGCCUGAUGCUGUCACCUUUUUGGGUAUUUUAACAGCCUGCAACCAUGGUGGUUUAAUUGACCAGGGCCGCAGGUAUUUUGAAUGGAUGAGAAGCCGUUAUUCAAUUCAGCCACAGCUUGAGCAUUACGGAGUCCUGGUUGAUCUCUAUAGCCGAGCUGGGUUUCUGGAAGAGGCCUACUCCCUAAUCGUGGCAAUGCCAAUAGAGCCAGAUGUUGUCACAUGGAGGACGCUUCUGAGUGGUUGUAGAAUUUACAGAAAUCAAGAACUCGCAGAAGUUGCUAUUACAAAUAUGUCUCAUCGUAAGAGUGGAGAUUACGUGUUAUUAUCAAAUAUCUAUUGUUCUCUCAACAAAUGGGAGCAUGCAGCAACAGUUAGAAAGAUGAUGAAAAUCAAUGGAGUUCGUAAGAAAUGUGGAAAAAGCUGGAUUGAGUUGGGAGGUACCAUUCAAAACUUCAAGUCGGGUGAUCGAUCGCAUCCGGAAAGUGAUGCAGUAUACAGAGUGCUGUGCAGUUUGAUGAAGAGAACUCGGUCAGAGGGAUAUAUGCCUGUGACAGAGUUGGUUUUCAUGGAUAUCUCUGAAGAGGAGAAGGAAGAGAACUUAUCAUUUCACAGCGAAAAGGUGGCAUUGGCUUAUGCGAUCCUGAAAACUAGUCCUGGGGCAAAGAUCAGUAUAUCAAAGAAUCUGCGGAUCUGUGAUGAUUGCCAUACAUGGAUAAAACUAGUUUCAAGAGUGCUCUGCAGAGCUAUAGUAGUGAGGGAUCGAAUCCGGUUUCAUCAAUUUGAAGGUGGCAUGUGUUCCUGUGGUGAUCGUUGGUAGAAUUAUUUAUUGUAUUUUUUCUUACAAAAAUGUAAUGUAAAUAUGGAAAACAAGCACACCAUUUCUAUUAACAAACACUUGCAGGCAUAAGUUUGAAGGGUAAAAUGGGCAUUUAUUGAAAAAGUUGAAGGCAAAA